Cephus cinctus (wheat stem sawfly) is the source of this 750-nucleotide messenger RNA. RefSeq names its product transcription elongation factor 1 homolog. Gene Ontology annotation, cellular component: transcription elongation factor complex. The record is from RefSeq and is a predicted model, not a curated record. NCBI's taxonomy places the organism in Eukaryota, Metazoa, Arthropoda, Insecta, Hymenoptera, Cephidae. Gene Ontology annotation, biological process: transcription elongation by RNA polymerase II. The coding region runs from base 305 to 553 and encodes 82 amino acids. The transcript is spliced from 2 exons. Gene Ontology annotation, molecular function: RNA polymerase II complex binding.
GGUAUCGCCUAAAACCGGAGAGUUGUGCAUCUCCCCACUCAUCUCUGCCAAAAACAGGCCCAUUGGCAAUCUCCCUACUCAUCUCUGGUUGAAACAUAAGGAACAUCGCAGCGUUGUACCGUUGUGCAUUUCCCUACUCAUCUCUGCUAGUAGAUCGAACGUUGUACCUAAAUCGUAAAAAUCAGAAAAAAUUCUUAUUUCACUUGACUCCUUUAGUAAAUUUAAAAACGUCAAUGGUAAUCCGUAAGGACUGGUAUAUAGUGGUUUUACGCAGUGAUAAAAUAAAAAAUUUUGUUAUUGAAAAAUGGGAAGAAGAAAAAGUAAGAGAAAGCCUCCAAGCAAAAGAAAGGCUAUAGAACCUUUGGAUACGCAGUUUAAUUGCCCUUUUUGCAAUCACGAAAAAUCCUGCGAGGUUAAGAUGGACAAGUCAAGAAAUACUGCACGAAUUACGUGUAGAGUGUGUUUAGAAGACUUUCAGACGACUAUAAACCUGUUAUCCGAACCUUUGGAUGUGUACAAUGAUUGGAUUGAUGCCUGCGAAAGUGCUAAUUAAUAUAAUCAUUAAUUUCCAUAUUCUAAGAGGCUUUUGACAUGUAUUAUUGCAAUGGACAGACUUAUAUUACUAUGUAUAAAAUAUAGAUAUUUAAAUCAUUUUAAACUAUGUAUGUGGAAACUGCUUAAAACAAUUCAAGUGGUGAGACUAUUCCGCAAGUGUAUAGACAUGGUUUUGUAAAGAAUAUAACUUUAUAC